This is a messenger RNA of Pungitius pungitius (ninespine stickleback), 6735 nucleotides long. It is a transcript of the gene adcy3a, whose product is annotated as adenylate cyclase 3a. The transcript has 21 exons. The record is from RefSeq and is a predicted model, not a curated record. Gene Ontology annotation, biological process: adenylate cyclase-activating G protein-coupled receptor signaling pathway; intracellular signal transduction; cAMP biosynthetic process. Gene Ontology annotation, molecular function: adenylate cyclase activity. The coding region runs from base 697 to 4071 and encodes 1124 amino acids. NCBI's taxonomy places the organism in Eukaryota, Metazoa, Chordata, Actinopteri, Perciformes, Gasterosteidae. Gene Ontology annotation, cellular component: plasma membrane.
UGCGCGUAGCCAGCGCAUCUGUGGCGGAGCUUCAUGGUGAUGCUCGUGCUUCUGCGGCAAACAUCGAAGGAGCAAAGCGGCGUUCGAUCUUUUGCAUGGAUCGUUCCUCUCAUACCGCCCAGGCGGAGGUCUGAUGCCCGGUGAUACGGUUCUGUCUCUGGAGAGCAACGUGCGCACUGAGAGACACGCUGCGGAGCUCCACACGGCCAUGUGACAGAGGAUGAUGGGAGGAAAAGAUCCAAAUCCGGAGGACUGGUGGAGACAGAGGGAGUCGUACAAACGUCAGUUCAUUUGAUCCAACGCUGAUAAAGUCAACAACUGUGACAUGGAACACAUCCGUGGAGCACUAAGGUGUCCCAUUUGAAAAGUUGAAAGAGGAAAUGAGGGUCACAUUCUUCUGAUCACAAAAGAGUAGACGUGCUCCAUCUGUGCAAACGACACAGCACUAGCAGAGUCCAAUGACUGCUCUGGGUGGAGUGAACACGGACACAUCUCUCACUGUGUGUUCACUACUGCUUCACGCCAUAUAUGUGAGUUCUCAGGGGCAAAAGGUGCUGACUCAACAGAAGAGAAACAAGCAGAUGAUGAAUACCUAAGAGUUCCCUCAGUGUUUGUUCUUCUCCUCUAGAACGACAAGCUAGGUUAUAUUUUGUAUUCAAAAGAGAAGGCAAGAAGCAGAAGCCCUGAGUGGUCACCAUGCCUCGGAACCGGGCCUUUUCUGAGCCAGAAUACUCUGCAGAGUACUCGGCAGACUGCUCUGUCACUUUGCCCUCUGACCCUGGGCAGGCGGUCGGACGGGCGCAUGAGGUCACCGUCCGGAACUCAGGAUGCUGCCUCUGCCUGCCGCGGUUCAUGCGUCUCACCUUCGCACCCGAGUCUCUGGAAAAUCUGUACCAGACCUACUUCCGACGGCAGAGACACGAGACCCUGCUGGUGCUUGUGGUGUUUGCUGCCCUCUUCGACAGUUACAUCAUCAUCAUGUGUGCGGUGGUCUACACCACUGACAAGCUGGCUUCUGUUUUAGUGGCAUCGGUUGGACUGGCGGCUGACGUUGUCCUCUACCUGCUGUGCCGCUUCGGGCUGCUGCCGGACCGCAUCUCGAGGCGGGUGGUGCCCUACGCUCUGUGGGUGCUCAUAGCAGCGCAGAUAUUCUGCUACCUGGGUCUGAACUAUGCUCGCUUCCACCAGGCCAGUGACACUGUGGGCUGGCAGGCUUUCUUCAGCUUUUCCUUCUUCCUGACCCUGCCUUUGAGACUGACACCUAUAGUGCUGAUCACUACUGUAUCCUGCGGGGUCCACACCCUGGUUUUGGGCGUCACUAUUGCCCAGCAGCAGCAGGAGGACAUCCAGGGAACAGCACUUAGCAGAGAGCUGCUGGCCAACGUAGUAAUCUAUAUGUGUGCCAUCACCGUGGGCAUCAUGUCGUACUACAUGGCCGACCGGAAACAUCGAAAGGCCUUUCUAGAGGCAAGACAAUCCCUGGAGGUCAAACUCAACCUGGAGGAGCAGAGCCAGCAACAGGAACGCCUGCUCCUCUCCAUCCUUCCAAAACACAUAGCUGAUGAGAUGCUUCAGGACAUGAAGAAGGAGCCCAGUCAGAAAGAGAUGCAGCAGUUCAACACGAUGUACAUGUACAGACACGAAAAUGUCAGUAUUUUGUUUGCAGAUAUCGUGGGCUUCACACAGCUGUCGUCGUCCUGCAGCGCUCAGGAGCUGGUCAAACUGCUCAAUGAGCUCUUUGCUCGCUUUGACAAACUGGCCGCAAAAUAUCACCAGCUGAGGAUCAAGAUCCUGGGCGACUGCUACUACUGUAUCUGUGGGCUGCCAGACUACAGGGAGGACCACGCUGCAUGCUCCAUCAUGAUGGGCCUGGCCAUGGUAGAGGCCAUCUCGUACGUCAGAGAGAAAACCCAGACCGACGUGGACAUGCGGGUUGGACUGCACAGCGGCACAGUCCUCGGAGGGGUACUUGGUCAGAAACGCUGGCAGUACGACGUUUGGUCCACAGAUGUCACUGUAGCCAACAAGAUGGAAGCGGGAGGGAUACCCGGUCGUGUCCACAUCUCACAGAGCACCAUGGAAUGUCUUCAUGGAGAGUUUGAUGUUGAGCCAGGGAAUGGAGGUGAGCGCUGUGACUACCUGAGGGAGAGGGGCAUCGAGACUUUCCUAGUGGUUGUUCCUAAAGGACCUGUGGGGAAGAGUGGCAUCAAUGGUGUAAAGCUGUCUGUUACCUCUUCCAAUGGAAACUCCCCCUUGUUGAUCAACACCACGGAGUGUAACGGCAGUGUGAACACAGCCUGUACCUCUCCGGAGGAGCCAGAAGACCUUGAUACAAGGGUGGUAAAUCCAUCUUUUCCUAACCCUCGGAGAAGGCUGCGGCUGCGGGACCUGGCUGAACGGGUCAUCGAUGCCCAGGAGAACGAACAGGAGCUCAACAAACUGCUCAACGAGGCUCUGCUGGAAAGAGAGACGGUCCAGGCUCUGAAGGGGAAACACACCAACAAACUAUCCCUGAGGUUUGUGGAUCCAGAGCUGGAGACUCGAUACUCUGUGGAGAAGGAGAAACAGAGUGGAGCUGCUUUCUGCUGCUCUUGUGUGGUCCUGCUCUUCACUGCAGCUAUGGAGGCCCUCAUAGACCCCUGGCUGAUUGCAAACUACAUCACAUUUGCAGUGGGAGAAGUCCUUCUGCUUAUCCUGACAAUCUGUUCUUUGGCGGCCAUCUUCCCAAGAGUCUUUCCCAAGAAGCUGGUGUCUUUCUCCACCUGGAUCGACCACACCCGCUGGGCUCGUAACACCUGGGCUAUGGCAGCCAUCUUCAUACUCACUGUGGCCGACAUCACAGACAUGCUGAGUUGUCUGCCUCGAGUCCCAGAUACAGACAGCCCCACAGUUGCCCCAUCCGCUUCCUCCUCAUUUUCUUCCACCUGGUCUGGCUCUGACGGUUGUCUGGACAACCCCAAAUAUUACAGCUACGUUGCUGUGCUGGCACUGAUGGCCACAACCAUGCUGGUUCAGGUCAGUCACAUGGUCAAGCUCACGCUGAUGCUGCUCAUCACAGUGGCCACCGGCAUUGUUAACAUCUACAGCUGGAGGGACAUCUUCGACAGCUAUGACAUGGCCCGAUUUCAGGACUACAGGUCAUACCUGGUGCCCUCCAAGUUCACAAUGACGAUUAUGAUCUUCAUUAUGAUGGUCAGCUUCUAUUAUUUCUCUCGUCAUGUGGAGAAGCUCGCCCGCACCUUGUUCCUGUGGAAGAUCGAGGUCCAUGAGCAGAAGGAGAAAGUGUAUGAGAUGAGACGGUGGAACGAAGCGCUAGUGACCAACAUGCUGCCUGAACAUGUUGCUCGACACUUCCUGGGCUCCAAAAAGAGGGAUGAGGAGUUGUACAGCCAGUCCUACGAUGAGAUUGGAGUCAUGUUUGCCUCGAUUCCCAACUUCUCUGACUUCUACACGGAGGAGAGCAUCAAUAAUGGAGGAAUCGAGUGCUUACGGUUCCUCAAUGAGAUCAUCUCUGACUUUGACAGUCUGCUGGAUGAGCCUCAGUUCCGCUGCAUAACAAAAAUCAAGACCAUCGGCAGCACCUACAUGGCAGCAUCAGGUGUCACCUCAGAUGUCAGCAACGGAUACACAUGCAUGAAGAAUGAGGAGCAGUCUGAUAGAGAGCGCUGGCAGCACCUUGCAGACCUGGCCGACUUUGCUUUGGCCAUGAAGGUCACACUCAUGAACAUCAACUAUCAGUCCUUCAAUAACUUCAUGCUACGCAUCGGUCUGAAUAAGGGCGCAGUGUUAGCAGGAGUGAUUGGUGCCCGAAAACCCCAUUAUGAUAUUUGGGGCAACACUGUGAACGUGGCCAGUCGCAUGGAGUCGACGGGAGUCAUGGGAAACAUCCAGGUGGUGGAGGACUGCUACAACAUCCUGAAGGAGUACAGCUUCCGCUUUGUGAGGAGGGGGCCCAUCUUUGUGAAGGGAAAAGGGGAACUACUCACCUAUUUUCUGAAAGGAAGAGACAAACAAGGCUCAUUUAUCAAUGGCUCUUCUAUCACUCUGCCACACCAGGUGGUGGACAGCUAAGGACCACACAGACACAUACACCCAUGACGAGCCACAGGAGAGCGGUUUGGGAAUGAAGUAAUUUGCCUAAAACCGCUCUAGCUCCUAAACUUAACUGAAUGUUUACAAGUCAGACGAAAACACCACUGACUUCAUACACACCUGUGACCACACACCACUCACUACCGAACUCACACACGUGCUGUGUACUAUUUGUGUGAUUAUAUGUGUCAGUAGAGAGUGUAUUUAAAUUUGAAUGUUGAAUUCAAUGAAUUAACCGAAAAGAUUAGAAACUGAUUUUUUGAGUUAUUGGAAUGAAAAUUAUGUUUUGAAUUUGACCUAUUAUUAAUUAUGACUCAUUCAAAUGUAUGUAUACCUAUUUGAAUACAAUGAUGGUCUUUAUAUCUUUCCAUAAAUAUUUCUCAGAUAAAACAGAACAUUGAUCUCACACACACACAGAGCCUCUAUAUUCUGGACUGAUACCCAUUGACAGAAUACUGCCAUGUAUGGGACCCUGACAAACCGAUCUGGGCUCAGAUUUCCUGUCUUUGAUGAGCGAAAUGAUGUGGAAGUGGAAUAAUGACAGGCCAGAGGUGAUGUUACGGACUGAUCUGCCAAUGUGUAGUUGUGUAUUUAGUGUAUUUUUCCAGUAUUGUCCUCUCUGCUCCUGGAGCGGGCACACCACACUGCAUCACUUGCCACUGGUGUGGAACAGGUGUGUACUAUGUUGGUUUUAGGGAGGGACAAGUGAUGCUGUCCAGAGGGAAGCAAACAUGGAAGACAUGAAUACUUUUCACAAUGAUUGUGGAUUGAUGGAAGUGCCUAUGACAGCUGUGAUCACCAUGUUUUCUUGUAGUUAAACCAUUACAUGGCCUUCUACAGGCAGGGUUCUGUAGUCCUCUCACAGUAUUCCUUUUUAUUUCAUUUUGCCCUGGUAAAAAACAGUUACUGUACACUUGACGGCUAAGAUGUUCAGGCACGAUGGCAUUACCAAAGUGGGUCCAAAUGGUCAAGACACAAAAGUAGUCGUGGACCUCUGAUCCGACAGGUUGGAAACACAUCAACAGCUGAGACAAAUAAAACGGUUAAAUGCUCCAUCAAUUUCUGUUGUUUUAUUUUGACAGCACUUACUAGGAUUUCACGUGAUUAAAUUCAAAGUUCAUGAAAUGGUAUAUAUGAGUUUAUUAAGUGUUUAAGUGUUCCUUUCCAACCUGUGUGUGUGUGUGUGUGUGUCUGAAGCAUUAAUGGGAGAACAAUGUUAGACAAAAAUCAAAAAGACGCACACUGUCAUACACAAUUUGUCUUUAUUUGCCUGGUAGUUAUGUGGAAAAAGAAGGCUACACAAUAUGGAAUUCAUGGCAGCCUUCCGAAUUAUUGGCACAAGAUUUGGAAAAACUCCAUUUCCACUUGGUUAGCUGUUCUCAGCUGAUGAUCUGAUAACAAUGUGAGCUUGACUCCCUCCAGGUGGGAUUUAACAUGGAGAUUGGAAGAGGUGAGCCAAGCUAUCAAUAUGUCUGCUUUAAGCGGAAUUCUGACAGCAUGAAUGUGUCUUUACGGUGCAAUAGUUUCUUCAAACCUGAUAUUCUCCUCUCUUGUGAAAAGAUUGAAUCAUUCUUUCGCCUUUGAUUAAUAUUUUUAAAAUGUAAUGUUCAAUUGUUCUAUUUAAAGUGAAAAAUGUGAAAGGACUGAAUGUGUCCUAGUUGCACAUAAAGUUUAGAUGGUGAUAAUUGGUCAGACUUAUUUAUUGGAAAUGACAGGAACAUUACUUUUCUUACAUAAAUGUGAACGUGCUAAUGAUAAAGGGAUGGCUUUAAAUGAAACUGCAGCAGUUUCCUGAUUUGUAUUGUUAAAUAAUCUCAGGUUUAGGAAAAACAUUUGAUGAAUGUGUCAUGAUUCUAGAUAUCUUUGAGAUCUUAUCUGGACGACAUAACACAACAUUGAGAGGCAAUAUGUAGAGCCUGAUGCAGCAGGGGCAGCAGAUGCAGGGAACGAAGGGCCCGGAUGGAGGUCAAUAGCGCAGUCGUAGGGCCGCUGAGGUGGUAACAAGAGCGCCCCAGCGUGGCAGUCCUGUGGAUCUCAUGAGAUAAUCCUCCCCGCCGCCAGUUAAUUAGAGUAUUAUAAGAGGCAGGCCAAGGGUGGUCCGGAACUAAAAAAGUCAUUGUUAUCUUUAAAAAUUAGGGCUGUCAAAAAUAGCGCGUUAACGACGUUAAUUAGUUGUUUGUUGUUAAUUACGUCAAUUUUUUAACACAUUUCACGCAUGGGCAGUGUGACAAAUUAUUCAGGUCAGGAAAGUACCUCUUCCUCUAGGGAAUGCACUUCAUCCUAUACAACGCCACCUGCAGGCAUAUGUCAGGCCGACAGGUUCAGCAAGUCGUUUGCGCCAGUCCACGUUGAAUGUUCGCAGGGGUGCGGGUGCUAGCGGUCAACGACUUCAAGGUGUAACCUUUAUUAUUGUUCGGUCUGAAACGGCGCGCCCAGUGACGGGUGGUGCAGCAAUAUUGUUGUUCGGGUGGAAAUCGGGAGAAAUUCGGGAGAAAGGUCGGUCCGGGAGAUUUUCGGGAGGGGCUUUGAAAUUCGGGAGUCUCCCGGAAAUAUUGGGAGGGUUGUCUGGUCAUCGCAGCCCUGGACCAUCACGAGCACAAACUCGUUUUCCCGACCGCAGCAGAGUGGAAUAAACUGCAGCGG